CGUAACUAAGGAUCCUACUUCGUUUCGUACCCAUGUGUAGGUUGUGUUGUGUCUGAGGCUUGAUGGCCAUGUGGAAGUACUAAACGUCCGUAUUAUAUUACAUAUUAGAAAUACAGUGACGGAAUGUCGAGGGAGAAGCAGGUGAUGGCCAAGCGGAGCGUGGCAGAGGUGUCCAGCGAGCAGGCGAAACCUUACAAGAAGAAGAAGAGAGAUUGUGUGACGGACGAAGCGAAGUCUUUGCACGGUCUCUCCAUCAAUCCGCGUUACAUGAAAGAAGACCUGAUCGAGUAUUUGAGGCGUGAGUUUAGCUCAGCCAGUGCUGCUGCAUCGCCGACAGUCCGAACCUGCUGCACCAGUGCCAACGAUACCCCGAUCGCCACCACCACCACCAACAACAACAGCAACACCGUGACCACCACCUCUAACAACAACAACUACAGAUCCGCUGAACAUUCCAGUCCUUCAUGUGAAAAGCUGAUUGAUCCCAGUCCGUUUGUGCACUGUGUGUUGCCAGAGUUCAUCACAGAGGAUCAUUGCUUGGACAGAUUACAGGGAGAACUCCAAGAGGUCACUUUCAAUGAGAAAAACAAUGACUUAUACAACUUCCACCAGAGUUAUGACCUGGCACAGCAUACCAGCCCCCAAAUCACUGCUUUCAGGAAGUUAUUUUACACAGAUGUCUUAGAAUGGAUGAAGAAAGUGACCAACGUAGAAUUAACCAAUGCUGUGGAUCUUUUCUGUUCCAUCUACGAAUACACAGAUGUCUUGCUGUGCCAUGACGAUGAACUGGAAGGACGACGGAUUGCCUUCAUCCUCUACCUCGUGCCUCCCUGGGGCCCCACUGAUGGUGGCACAUUGGACUUGUUCACAACAAAUGAGGUUUGUCAACCGACCAAAGUUGUCAAGUCUGUCCUCCCUGCCUGGAACCAGUUCACCUUCUUUGAAGUGUCUCCACAGUCUUUCCACCAGGUGUCUGAGGUUCUGUCAAAAGAAAAGACUCGCCUUUCAGUGUCCGGAUGGUUCCAUGGACCCAGCCUACCCCGGAACCCUGAAGCGGGGCAGUCCAGUAAGCUCCCCUUGUGUCCAUCUCUUGAGUCAGAGACAGAUCUGUUGUUUGAGUGGGUGAACCCUUCCUACCUUGAUCUCGAAGUCCAGUCAGAGAUUAGAGAGAAAUUUGAACUCGAGUCUGAAAUACAACUCCAGGAUUUCCUUAAGCCAGAGAAAUAUUCCGCGGUGAACAACGCCUUCCUACAGAGCCAGAUUGAGUGGGUCCAUCGAGGCCCUGCGAACCAAAGGAACUACCACGUGGCUGCUAACCCUGGAACAUUCCCCAAGAUUAUCGCUGACUGUCUCCGGCUCCUUCAGUCGGAAAUCCUGUUUCUCUUCCUCUCGAACCUGACUGGUCUGAAGCUCCACAAGGACGCUCCUGUCAGUGAUGACGAUGACGAAGACAACGUCAGUGGCGGCGACGAUGACGGUCGUCAUAGCCCUGAAGGUAGAAACGGUAAAAACAACAACAACAAUAACACAAAUGUCCAGACCGACCCACAGAACAGCAGAGUCUCUGCUGAGAACAGGAAAAACCUCGGAAAGUCCCAGAAAGAUGGCUGUUCCAGUCGGAGCAGUCCAGAAGCUGUCUCAGUUGGCCUCAAUGAUUGCCCCACCACCACCGCCUCUUCACCGACCUCCUCCUCCUCCGGACCAGCUGAACAGCAGCCAACUAAGGUGACCAAUACAAAGACGAGUAAGUGCAGUCUUCCAGCGGUCGCAGGUGGCGCUAGUGAAACGGUCAAAGCUCAGCCAGAGAAAGUCACCCCUGAUAGCAGUGAAGCCAGCUGUAGCCAUGAAGUCCGUAUGUGGUCCCAUGGAUCUUACACACUCCUGCGAGACACAGAGGCAAAGUCGGCUGAUUAUGCAUUAGAUACAUUCUUGUUCUUUGGAUGUGAAGGUUGGCAACCAGACUAUGGCGGAUAUAUAUCAUAUAUAGUGAAUGGUGAAGAUGAAGAGCUGCUCACCAUCAGCCCAGCCCACAAUUCUCUGGCCCUCGUCUAUCGAGACUCUGAAACACUUCGCUUUGUUAAACAUAUCAAUCAUCGAAUCACAUCCAUGCCAAACCACAAGUUCUUUGAUAUUUCUUUCAUAUAUUAUGAAUAAUAAUGAAUAAUAACAAUAAUAAUAAUAAAAGACAUUUCUUUA
Octopus bimaculoides (California two-spot octopus) is the source of this 2196-nucleotide messenger RNA. Its product is annotated as prolyl 3-hydroxylase OGFOD1. The record is from RefSeq and is a predicted model, not a curated record. Gene Ontology annotation, cellular component: cytoplasm. Gene Ontology annotation, molecular function: L-ascorbic acid binding; peptidyl-proline dioxygenase activity; iron ion binding. Gene Ontology annotation, biological process: peptidyl-proline hydroxylation; regulation of translational termination. NCBI's taxonomy places the organism in Eukaryota, Metazoa, Mollusca, Cephalopoda, Octopoda, Octopodidae.